AUGAAGUUCGCAAAUUGCCUGAGCGUUUUGCUCUCCUUCGCUGGGUGCGCAUUCGGCGCUGCCAUCGCCCGUGACGAGACCGCAGCGGAGGAUAUCAGAGCCAUCUAUCUAUUCAAGGAUGUCAUGGUAUCCGACACCACGGCCCUUCAGACAUCGGGCUUUAACACGGUCCUCAUGUUUGGUGUCGGGUUUCUCGAGAAUGGCGAUAUCAUGUACUACUCCAACACCGCAGGAAGCUCGGACGUGCUCGUGGCCUCGAACGGUGCCUACGUCGGCGGCACCGCACUCGCGCAAAAGGUGCUUUCACUCAAGUCAGCACCAGGGACGGGCAUCAAUCGAGUGGAGAUUACCAGCAACUCUAUCCACCUCAAGGAACUGAUGGCUAGCCCCGGUCCUGGGUCGGAUACAAGGCUGUACCGCAACCUCGCUGCUCUGAAGGAGGCGUGGAACCUGGACGGCUACAACAACAAUGACGAGGCCAUUUAUGAUCUGGCUAGCACUGUUACGUUUGCCAAAAUGGUUGGGGAGGUUGGAUUGCAUUUUACAAUUGUCCCGUACACUCGUGCGAGUUUCUGGGCGAGCGUCAAGUCACAGGUUGGCGAUUUACUUGAUAGAGUGUAUCUGCAGUGCUAUGACGGUGGUGCUGGCAAUAACCCAGCUAGUUGGGAGAGCACUCUCGGUAUCAAGAUUGUCCCUCUCAUCUGGGUGACCAAUGACUCGAAGCCAGUCUAUGGGACAACACCCGCGCAAGCCCGCACUCGCUUCGCUGGCUGGGAAGCUCAGAGCAGCCUAGCUGGAGGCGGCUACUGGAAUGACUAUGAUAUCGAGAAGAUGGGGCUGUCAUACACUGAAUAUGGACAGGUCCUGAAAGAUCUGUUCCCCUAA
Clonostachys rhizophaga is the source of this 885-nucleotide messenger RNA. The record is from the annotation of a GenBank genome assembly. Lineage: Eukaryota; Fungi; Ascomycota; Sordariomycetes; Hypocreales; Bionectriaceae.